Molecule: messenger RNA, 264 nt
Organism: Somion occarium
Lineage: Eukaryota; Fungi; Basidiomycota; Agaricomycetes; Polyporales; Cerrenaceae
Source: the annotation of a GenBank genome assembly
AUGGCCGCCAAGGAUACAGAGCAGACGGCUUCCAAUACCACACAGCAGACUGCUGGCACUUUUACAUGUGCAGUCUGCGGCUUUUGUGGCACUGGAAGUGAAGAGGAUGAGAAGGAACACAAGGAUACACACGGCGUGUCAUACCCAAGACCUAUCCGGAGGUCCAGCUUCGACAGUGAAUCGGGCCUAUAUAUGAGCCGCUACUGUGAUCGCCUCUUCUCCACUGCUGCGAGUCGUGAUGCCCAUGAGCAGCACCACUUAUAG